AUGGAUAUAUUUACCAUCCUCUUUGUUUUGUUAAUUUUAUUUUUUAUAUUCGAUUAUAAUUUUUGCGCAAAGGGGUUGGUCUUUUCUAUUGGAAACAAAUCUCUGCGGAUUCUCAAGGGCAGCCUGGAGCGAGUGUACCGGAGCCCGCUUUAUCUGAUGCACCCAGUGCUGCAACAGCUGUUUGUGCACACCUUCUACAUUUACCUAGAAAAAAAGAAGACAUACGUAAAUCACCUCAUAUGGAAGAAAACGAAAGAAAAGGAAAGGGAAAAAAAAACAAAGAAUAACAUCCCAGGUAAAACAAAAUGGAAAGAAAUACUGAACAUACCUCAGCUCAUAGGAACAACUGUUGGUCAAAUUAAAAAAUGGGUGCAAAACAAAUUGUGGCAAAUUUUCUUCCUCAUUAUUGAAUAUACAAGAGUGUACGAAAAUAUUUGCCUAAAGUCGAAUAUCAACACGAGGGAAGUUCUGAGUAACAACAACUUUGGUGUUGUAAUUGUGGAUUACUAUUUACCCAAUUGUACUGUUAAGAAAAAGAAGAAAAGUUGUGAAAAUUCGAAAAAGGAUAACUACGAAAUCGAUUUGUACGACUUGGUAAAUAUAAAACAGGAGAAAAAAAUCAAACUGAUUUUAAUUGACCAGAAAUGGAAAACCGCGCUGAAUAUAGAACCCAUACAUGAUGCCCAUGUUCAGUUUCUCUACUUGCAAGAUACUGUCCUGAUUCAGUAUUUCCAGUUUGCCUGCAUAUUUAAGGAGGAAUUCUUAAAGAAGCCUAGUGAACCCCGUGUGGAUGGAAAGGACCCACUCGAGGGAGAGGCAGAAAAGGAUCACGUUGAACAGAACAUGACAAAUGGGAACCAUGGGAGGUCUGCCACACAGGGGGGAGAAGUCGCAGUGAAGGAAGAAGUCACAGUGAAGGAAGAAGUCGCAGUGAAGGAAGAAGCCGUAGUGAAGGAAAAAGCCGCAGUGAAGGAAGAAGUCACAGUGAAGGAAAAAGCCGCAGUGAAGGAAAAAGCCGCAGUGAAGGAAAAAGCCGCAGUGAAGGAAAAAGCCGCAAUGAAGGAAGAAGCACCAAUGCGGGAACAAUCCACCACAGGGAAGAGAGGCCAAGUCCAGGGAGAACAAUUACACGCAGGUGACGAACGAAGUGGACAUCAGAGAUCCCUUUCAGGGAAGUCAUCCACUAUAGAAGAAUCGGCAGAAGUAAGCACAGGUAGGAAGCAGAAUGGACUGAAGGUAGAUUCACAAAAGCCCCCACCCGAACAGAAAAACAAGUUUGAUGGGAACGGAAAGAGCGAAAAUGCCGUGGAGGAUAAAAUAAGAACACAUAUGAAUAAGUGGAAGUACAAAAAUGUGAAAGGUAUAAUCGUAAUCGUACCGGAAAUAUUUUAUAAUUAUCGAAACAUAGAAGAAGUAAAGAAUGGCGUCCCUCUAUAUUACAUACUUGCGAAAGAUGUCAAAAUAGACUCCUUUACGGUUAUUGCCAAAUUGCUGGGAUAUAUCUGUGUUCAUGUUCAUAUUAACAUCAAUUUUGGCUUGUCCAUUCCGUUCAUUUUUAGCAACAAAAAUGCUAAUAUACUGAAUAUUGCCAAUGUGGAAAGUAGAAAUGGUGCCGCCAUUGGGGGAAAGCCAAACGGCAGUGUAGAUGAGCAGUACCUCCAUGGUUGUACACAUAGAAACAGUGGAAUGCAACCGCAACAGGUUGUUUCAUCUUAUAAGAAAGGUCAAGACAAAGACCCUCCCUUGCGUGAGAAUUUCCUCCAUGAUGAGAAGAAGCACGUGCCUGAGGACGACAACAAGGUUUCUAGUCGACUCUUCGAAAAGGUGGACAACAGUGAUAGAAACAGAACUGCUUGUGAUGAUCUCAAUUUAGAGACGACAUUAAAAAGUUGUGCAAAUGUAAAAACGAGGGAGGAUGAAGAGGUACUAAAUGAUGGGGAAGGAACAAAUGCUCAGUUCAACGCGCCGCUUUUCUCAUGCCCAUUCUCCUUUUAUAGCGACAACUAUAACGAUUUGAAUAUUGCCAUGGCACAUUUUAAAUCAAUUUUUAAAAAUCACAAUUUUGUUUUCCUCGGCUUCAAUGAUGGCACAAAUAUUCUGCUAAAUUACUUUUUGGAAAAAAUUUACAAAAAAAAAAAAAACAAAACAGCAGGUGAUAAUAGCAAAACUCCCCAUUUCAAUUUGCACAAUGCCAGUCCGUACAAAUACCCCCUAUUGAAUUACAAAGGAAAGGGGAACGGUGACCAGAAAUUGGACCCAUUAAAUAAUCAGAGUAAAGAAAAAAAAAAAACAACUCAAAAAUUGGACAGGCAAACAAAAGCGAAGAAGAAGGUGAAAUGA
Molecule: messenger RNA, 2340 nt
Organism: Plasmodium cynomolgi strain B
Lineage: Eukaryota; Apicomplexa; Aconoidasida; Haemosporida; Plasmodiidae
Exons: 2
Coding region: 1-2340 (779 amino acids)
Source: RefSeq, a predicted model, not a curated record